AUGGCUACACAAACACAAACUUCAGCAACAACAUCAUAUUCAUCAUCAUCAGGUCCUAGCAAUACAAGCAUAACAUUAACUGGUUUGGGAAACCUAAUAAGGCUUCUUCCAACUGGAACAGUUUUUUUCUACCAAUUCAUGAACCCUAUUUUAACCAACAAUGGAAGUUGCAGCUCCACAAACAAGAUCUUCUCAAGCUUACUGUUUGCAGUUUGUGGGCUUUCUUGCUUCUUCUCAACUUUUACAGACAGUUACAAAGAUGAUCAAGGGAACCUUCAUUAUGGGAUUGCCACUUUCAAGGGUUUCUGGCCAACUUCUUCUGAUCCAUCAUCAACUACUUCUAUUGACUUCAAGUCUUAUAGGCUUCAAGUUGGAGAUUUUGUUCAUGCUUUAUUGUCUUUGAUUGUGUUUUGUGUCCUCUCUUUGUUGGAUAACAAUACGGUUCAUUGCUUUUAUCCUUCUUUUGAGUCUUCUGAGAAGGCUCUCAUGAUGGCUUUGCCUCCGGUUAUCGGUUCCGUCGCCGGAGCUGUGUUUACCACUUUUCCGAUGAGGCGCCGUGGUGUUGGAUAUGCUGAAAGUUCUUCUUCUUCUUCUUCGUCGUCGUCUAAUGCCGGAACAGUGAAACCGGCGGCUUCUUCCGGCCAGCAAACCCCGGCUCAAAAUGUUUAA
This is a messenger RNA of Oldenlandia corymbosa var. corymbosa, 669 nucleotides long. The record is from the annotation of a GenBank genome assembly. Lineage: Eukaryota; Viridiplantae; Streptophyta; Magnoliopsida; Gentianales; Rubiaceae.